AUGGAUCGAGUCCGGAAACUGUUGGAUGAUGACCCUGGAAACUCUGAAUAUGUGGACAUGGAAAAGGAGCUUGUGGAGGUGAUUUCUUUGACCGAAGAACUUCUGUCAACUGCGAAACAAAAUGAGAAUUCUGGAUUGUAUAUUGGGACAAGUUCUGAUCCAUCUCACAGUUUGCGCCAUUCUGGCAGUACCUUUCAGCAUAAUAUGGAAUCAACAACCAUAUCUGAUCAGUCUGAGAAAUUUGCUGUUGGCACUAAAGUUCAAGCUGUUUGGAGUGAAGAUGGAGAGUGGUAUGACGCAACAAUUGAGGCACUUACGCCAAAUGGGUAUUAUGUACGCUAUGAUGAAUGGGGUAAUAAGGAAGAGGUUGAUCCUGCUAAUAUUAGGCCAGUUGAAGAAGGGACUGUAAAUACUCUGCUGGAAGCUGAAAGGGAAGCUGAAGCUACAAAACAAGCUCUUAAACGUAAAAUUGCUCAAGCUGCCGCUGCAGACUUCCAGUCACGGAGUUUACCAGCCAAGCUUCGAAUUGAUCCUGAUGACCCUGAAGAUGUGAAAGCUGCCAAACGUAAAAAGAUACAUGCGUUUAAGUCAAAGGUGCGGAUGGAGCAACUUGAAGUCACACAGAAUAAGAGGCAGAAUGCUUGGCAGCAAUUCCAGACAACUAAAGGCCAGGCCAAGAAGAUUGGUUUCUUCUCGGGCCGCAAGCGAGAGAGCAUCUUCAAGUCCCCUGACGAUCCAUUUGGAAAGGUAGGUGUGACUGGAAGUGGAAAGGGUUUGACAGAUUUUCAGAAGAGAGAAAAACACUUGCAUCUCAAGGGAGCAAACGCCGAGUCUACUGACGAUUAA
This is a messenger RNA of Ilex paraguariensis (yerba mate), 846 nucleotides long. The record is from the annotation of a GenBank genome assembly. Lineage: Eukaryota; Viridiplantae; Streptophyta; Magnoliopsida; Aquifoliales; Aquifoliaceae.